This is a messenger RNA of Porites lobata, 2103 nucleotides long. The record is from the annotation of a GenBank genome assembly. Lineage: Eukaryota; Metazoa; Cnidaria; Anthozoa; Scleractinia; Poritidae.
AUGGUUAUCACGGUGGAACCAGGGAUAUACAUAUCAGCGGACAACAGCGAAGUUCCCGAGAGGUCAGCAAUUACUAUUAAUUCGCCAUUUGUACAUCUCCCAUAAUACACUAUUUAACCUCCCCCCCACCAAUUUUGCAUAACCUUUGUUUUUCAUUUCUCCCGUUAUUAAGGCCGUCUCAAGAGAAAAAAAUUGAAUUGUGGGGGCGGGGGAGAGUAAACAAGGUGCAUUUUGGGAGAUGUGCAAGUGGCGAUCCUUAGCUCACCUUUUUACCUCUUUUCUGAUUGGUUAUCACACCAAUCUGCUCUCCCACUUUUUGUAGCGGUUGCAACGUAGACAGAAACAUGUCUCCUUUUUGUGAUAACAUUUCGAUAACAUAACAACUUAAACUUCGUAUAAUCCACAAAUCACGUGACUAUUUCAAUAUUCAUAAUGUGCACAUUGUAUAAUAUGGGUAGGACAAACGGCUUUGUUGUGGUGUCUUAACGUUUGUUAUUCCCUUUACAAUUGCAUAAGUACUUUUGUGUUUUAAUAGAUGUUCAAAGUUCGUGAUCACGAGUACAAACAAAGUUUAGCUUAACCUUUUAAGCCCCAAUAUCAACAUAAAAAUCUCCACACUGAUCUCCAUACGUUUCCUUGAAAAACUAGUUGACAGAAUGUGUUUUAAGAUCAAAGUAUUUUGACUUAAGUGAUCAUUUUAUCAAUUCUCAUAACCCAGUCUCUUGAUUAUGUAUUGAUAUUGUGAGGAGAAUAUUGAUGUCACUCUUGGGACUUAAAGGGUUAAAGCGCGGUUUUAGUAGCCUGCAUUGCAGACGUAAUUGAAUCCCGGUUAGUAACGUCUGCAAAGCAGCAAUAAGAUCCUUGUUCUGGCCCCCAAAGGACUCAACGAAUUAAGUGCGUUUCGAAUUCUCCUUCAACCUGUUUGGUGAAUCGACAAUAGAGAGCUUUAGAUUCAAGCACUAGAGCGACUACGAGUACGAGUUUUAACUUAAAGUUUUUUCGCGUAUUCUCAAAAAAUAGACACCCCGGAAAGCUUCAAUGUACUUUUGAUUCACCAGAAAAGUUAACAGUGCCAUCUUUUUAUAUGAAAGGAGGUUAAGCCCUCUCCCGAUUGCAAAAUGAUAAAACUUGUAGUAUUUGAUAACUCGUUUCCGACACUACGACAUUCUCGCUAAAACUUGUAGUAGAAUGACGACGGCUACACGUUUUCCCGCCAAAAUGACGCUGGUUCACGCGUAAGCAAUACUCAGUAUUGAGAAAAUCUCGUACUCGUAGUCGUUUUCGUCUGAGAAUCUAAAGGUCUCUGUUAGCCUUUUUAACCGGCCAACCGUGGCCUUGAGUACCUAUCAGGCUCUGUAAUAAAAUUGUUUUUACUUCGUAGGUAUCGAGGGAUAGGCAUAAGAAUCGAGGACGAUGUCUUUAUAACUGAAAGUGGACCUGAAGUUCUAACGGCUGAAUGUCCAAAGGAAGUGGAAGAUAUUGAACGGCUGAUGAGCAGUGCCGACUUGGCAAGGCUCUAACUGAGGCGAACAUUUUCCACACUUUUUUUUCAAGUGUAAUAAGAUUGGUGGUGGAUCCUGGAAGACCGCCAACUUUCAAGCUCCGUGGACUUUUAUUAAAAUAAGAGACCUUCAUGCCAAGCUGUGCUUUCGAUUCGAAGUUUUAUUAUGUUGACUUCUUUGGCGGGAAGAGGUUAGGAGAAUUUUUAAUUAAUCUAUCACCAAAGGACAGAUGCUCUGAUCGUUUAUCAAAUUUCCUUAACUAAUUCCUUAAGGAAAUUUAUUGAGAUAAGUCUGACCCGCUACAAGGCAGUCUUCUCCGAGCCCAGGGAGACUUCUAAAUCAAAGGGACGGGAUGCCCAUUGGAAAAUAGACCCCUUAAAAGAUUGUACAAAACAUGUCUCCCAAAUAAGAGUUAUACUAACUGUGCUAAAGAUGUGAACAUCGGAUACUGACCUCAUGCAACACGGUAUUACAGCACUUGGCUCUUAUUAAAAGAUAUUUCUUUGUACUCAACCCUACGAGAUACUUGUAUGGAUAAAAAUUAUUUGGCUUACUUUCCUGAGCACUAUAAGUUACACUAAAAUCAACAGUUUAUAACCCC